GAAUAUAAUUGCAUCUGUAGCAACCAAUUUGUUUGCAUUUACGAAUGCGCUUCAAGUAGUUGUGAAAAAUGCCUUUGAAAGCCUCUCCUCCCCUUCAACUUAACGUCAGAAGGUUUGUACCUCAAUAUGAGGAUGUUAGACUUAUGAGAUUGGAUCAAAGCUAUGUUGGUUAUCUCUCGGAUCACUUCUAUGGUGAAUCCGAUCUUCCUUGUAUUGAGGACGGUGUUAGACUUGUUUUAACUUUCUCUGUGAUAAAGCCUCUGAACCAUUCCAGCAAUUGCUGCUACGGAAUGGGGUGGUUCAUGGAGGAACCACUUAAGGCAUCGAUCCAACAUGGAUCAUCUUUUCGACCCGUUGUCUCCUAUGCUCUAGUAGCGGAGGAACUCGCUUUGAAGACGACGAUCAGCGCAGCCUUAGCGGUGGGGUUUUCAAGGUCGGCUUAUUAUUCGGAUUGGCAAGAAUUCCCCUUCUUCUCAAUGUCGGAGGCCACACAUUUGUUGUUGACGAUAUCGUUGAUGAUACGAGAAGUAUGAAGACCAAGUUUCUUCCUCUUCCUUUCUUUAUGUGUUUGCGUUUUGAAAACUCGUAUGUUGCAUAUAUUUUAUCCUCCUUCGAUGGAGUUUGAGCUAUCUUAAU
Molecule: messenger RNA, 636 nt
Organism: Arabidopsis arenosa
Lineage: Eukaryota; Viridiplantae; Streptophyta; Magnoliopsida; Brassicales; Brassicaceae
Source: the annotation of a GenBank genome assembly